AUGGCAAUCAACAUAGACACUGAAUUCGAGAAAUCUAACCUGGGAGAGAGCGGCCGCGCGCCCGCCAACGAGUCUCAGGAGACGGAGAAACUUCUCAGCCCCGUGACCACCGAGCCCGCUGGCGGCAACAGUAUGAAAAUGUCCUCCUCCUUCACAGUCAACGUGGGGAGCGACAAAAACCUGGAUGUAGACCAGAACGGCCACAGUUUGCCCUUUAGGUCGGGCUCUGCAGGGCACCUUGCUGCUGCCCCCCUUUCCCCGUCCCGGGUCAGUUUGAGUCGCAGUUGCACCUCUUCCAUCGGAAACGCCGCGGUCCAAGAGGCGCAAAAGCCCAAAGACUACCUCAUACUGGUCAUAUUGUCCUGCUUCUGCCCUGUCUGGCCCGUCAGCAUUGUUGCUUUGUUAUUUUCAAUUAUGUCAAGAAACAGCCUGCAGUCGGGAGACUUGGACGGCGCUAAGAGACUGGGUAAACUGGCUCGACUCCUCAGUGUCGUUUCCAUAUUCCUGGGUGUGCUCAUCAUAGUCGUCUCUGUAACGGUCUCUGUAACCAAGUGA
Salvelinus namaycush (lake trout) is the source of this 555-nucleotide messenger RNA. It is a transcript of the gene trarg1a, whose product is annotated as trafficking regulator of GLUT4 (SLC2A4) 1a. The transcript is spliced from 3 exons. The record is from RefSeq and is a predicted model, not a curated record. Gene Ontology annotation, cellular component: membrane. Bases 1 to 555 code for a protein of 184 amino acids. NCBI's taxonomy places the organism in Eukaryota, Metazoa, Chordata, Actinopteri, Salmoniformes, Salmonidae.